AUGAAGUUCCUCUUCUUUAUCGCCAUUGCUGCCGGGUUGGCAAGCAGUACUGUAAUUAAUCCCGUUCACCAAGGAUCUGACCUUGAAAGUCGUGACGAAAUCCAAAACGACGCGAUCACGGCGUGGGCGGCGCCUGGAUCUGCUGUACACGGUCGUCAGGCACUGGUACAUGGAGAGCGGCACGCAUCCUCCCUGGUCUUCAAGCGGCAACCGGGGCUAUUUUCCAAAAAGUGGAGGCCGGAAUAUUAUCUACAGGACGAUGAAGGAUCCGCGGCGCCCAAAAGCCGCCCCGCAAAACUGUCGCCCUACCCUCCCAAACCCCCGGCUGGCGUCGACACCAAGAGGUUGCAGGUGUGGGUGCGGAUCAACACAAACAUGUACCAGGAAAAAGAUCUCAACAAGGUGCCGGGCUUUGCACAUGCCGGUCUCCGGCAGCUCACCAAGGACAUAGGCGGCAAACACACCGACCUGGUUAUCGGCCGCGGGUCCAACUGGUACAUGUUCGGGCUGGCGUACAAAGACAGCAGCUGGAGACAUCGUGAAAACGGCGACGGCACCAUGACACAAGUUGAAGCCGAGCCGAUGGAUACAAGAGCUAUGCCGACUAGAAGUAGGGGCUUUUAUUGUCCUUUAGACUCCGAAGGAAAGGAGUCAGGAAUGAUUGCAUCAAGCAUGUUCAUCCUCGAGGCGACGGAGAGUAGCCUGAGCGGUACAACCUGGACAUGGCUGCGAGUAAACAUUUAA
Pyricularia oryzae 70-15 is the source of this 744-nucleotide messenger RNA. RefSeq lists its product as uncharacterized. The record is from RefSeq and is a predicted model, not a curated record. Lineage: Eukaryota; Fungi; Ascomycota; Sordariomycetes; Magnaporthales; Pyriculariaceae. The coding region runs from base 1 to 744 and encodes 247 amino acids. The transcript is spliced from 2 exons.